Clunio marinus is the source of this 2923-nucleotide messenger RNA. Lineage: Eukaryota; Metazoa; Arthropoda; Insecta; Diptera; Chironomidae. The record is from the annotation of a GenBank genome assembly.
GAAUUGUAUUGUUGUGUGAAAAACAUUUUAUCAGAAACUAUUUUAAAAUCUCAUAUCCAAUGUUAAAAGUAAUAUUAAUUCUUUAAUUUAUAAAUUAAUUAUGAAGUUACUUAAGCCAGCAUUCGUUCACAAUUCAGAUAAACCAAUUUUUUCCAUUGAUAUUCAUCCAAAAGAGUCAAAAUUCGCUACGGGUGGUCAAGGAAAUGACUCAGGACGAGUUACAAUAUGGAACCUCGAACCAGUUAUAUCAGAAAAAGCUGAAAUGGAUCCAAAAGUUCCUAAAAUACUUUGUCAAAUGGAUAAUCAUCUGAGUUGUGUAAAUGCUGUUCGAUGGUCUUGCAAUGGAUUAAUGCUUGCAAGUGGAGCUGAUGAUAAGCUUUUAAUGAUAUGGAAGAAAGCUCCCGGUCCAAGUGGAAGUUUUGGAUCGUCAGGAAUGACAAAAAAUGUUGAAAACUGGCGAUGCUUCGCUACACUUCGAGGACAUGCUGGGGAUGUUCUUGAUUUGGCAUGGUCACCACAAGAUCGUUGGCUUGCUAGCUGUUCCAUUGAUAACUCAAUCAUUGUUUGGGAUGCGCAAUCAUUUCCAACAAUCAUAGCAAUGCUUAAAGGACAUUCUGGACUUGUCAAAGGAGUAACUUGGGAUCCUGUUGGUAAAUUUCUUGCAUCACAAAGCGACGACAAAUCAGUAAAAAUCUGGAAAACAUCAGAUUGGACAAUUCAAACAACAAUCACAGAACCUUUUGAAGAAUGCAGUGGAACGACACACAUUCUUAGACUGAGUUGGUCACCAGACGGUCAGUAUUUAGUGUCAGCGCAUGCAAUGAACGGCGGUGGUCCGACAGCACAAAUAAUUGAAAGAGAUGGAUGGAAAUGCGAUAAAGAUUUUGUUGGUCAUAGAAAAGCUGUGACUUGUGUAAGAUUUCACAAUUCGAUUCUGAAAAGACAAGCACCGAAAAACAACAAACUUCAACAAUAUUGUUGUCUUGCAAUUGGUUCACGUGAUCGAUGUUUGUCUGUUUGGAUGACUGCACUUCAACGUCCACUUCUUGUAAUUCGUGAUCUCUUCGAUGAUUCUAUCCUUGAUUUGAGUUGGUCUCAUGAUGGUUACAUUCUGCUUGCAUGCAGUGGCGAUGGAACAGUCGCUUGUCUGCAAUUCAGUGAAGAUCAAUUGGGAAGGCCUCUUUCUGAAGAAGACAAGAAUUCGUUAUACCAACGACAGUAUGGAAAAGACGCAACAAUUGACAUUUCAUCACAAGCUGAGAAGGAAAUGAUUAUUGAGAAUUCAGAUCUUCUCAGCAUUUCUUUGGAGAAGCCUCGCGGACCUCCAGUUUUACUACCGACAGCUCCAGUCAAGGAACCCACACCAAUAGCUUUUAAAUCACCACAAAAAAUCUCUUCAUCGUCAGUCGCUCCAUCUCCAAACAAGCCAAUCUUGAAACAAGUCGAGACAAAAACUGCUGAUGGAAAGCGAAGAAUUACGCCAAUGUUUAUACCAUUAACAGAAGAAGCACCAGCGACAUCAUCAGAACUCUCAUCAAGUUCACAAGCUCGCUCACAAAUCUUCAUUGAGAAGAAGACUGAAGCAGUGAUGACUGAGAGUUCGCCAACUCAAACACAACAACCACAAAUAACGCCAGUGACUGAACCACUUAAAUUAGACACAAGACUUGCUUUCCGUGACACUCCAUUAAAGCCGACGAGUAGUUUUGGUGAUGCCCAUUCAAAUCUUGCAUCACCAGGAAUGAUUACAACGAAAAAUGCAAUUCCAAUUGUGAAAAUGAAUGCUGGAAAAGCGACAGCAAUUGUCGGUGGACAAUGUGUUAAAAUUGCGGGCGAUUUUCGUGUUCAGGUUUUCAAUGAUUCAAAUAAAACUCAAUUUGGGACGAUAAGUCGCGUUGUGUGUAUGAACAUGUCACAACAACAAGUCGCUGAUAAGAAAGCUUGGGAAAUGGCAGUUGGAUCGACAGUAACAGCUUUCAGUCUUUGCAGUAAAUAUGUGUUGAUUGGAGCGUUAGAUGGAUCAGUUCGUUUGAUUCACAUCAAGAAUGGUCGAUUAGUUGUUCCUGUUUUAAAUCAAGCGAGUCCGAUCGUGUUGAGUGCUUUUAGUCCGAAUUCAAUUCUUGGUGGUGUGUUGACAGAAAGCGCUCAUUUAAGCGUUUGGAAUGUUGACAAGAUGAAAGUUCAUAUGCGGUCGUCAUGUACGGACGUUAUCAAUGGAAAUGGUUUCAUAAACAUGUUUUAUGUGACUGACAAUGGAAUUCCAUUCAUCAGUUUAAGUACUGGAAAUGCUUACAGUUAUUGUGCUGAUCUUGAAAGUUGGAUGGUGGUGAAUGCAAGUGAUGCUGUCACAAAAUGUGGUCUCAAUGGUGCCAUUACAAAUGUGAAGAACAUGAAACAAUAUCCAUUAGCGACUGUUCAGUUUAUUUCGAAUUCAUUUCAACAGAAAUCCAAAAUUGUCAUCGAUAUGUCUGAAAACAUUUACGAAGCACAAUCGAAAAUUUCCUUCAUUGAACAUCAAAUUCAACUUUGUUUGACUGUAAAUUCUCCAUUUGAAUUGAAGCAUUGGUAUUCUGUGUUAGGAUAUCAACUUGCAUCACAUGGAAAAGAGAAAAAGAUUCGACAAGUUCUUGAUGAUCUUCUUGGACCCGUUUACAGUCUUCAAAAUAAUCCUGAAGAUCGAAAGAAUCACAAACUUCUCACAAUUCAUAAACAUGAUCUUUUGAAGGAAGUUUUAAAUAAUUUACAGACGUCAACAAAAUGGCAGAGAAUCUUUAUGGAGUACAAAGAUCAGCUGAAUGAAAUUGAGUCAGUUGUGAAGCAAAAUGGAACGAAUGAAGAUCAACUGAUGGUUACAGAAUAGAUGUUAAUUAAUUAAUAUCAUCAACUCAAUUAACAUUUAAAGUUAAUAAAUAUUCAUAUUUAA